ACAUUUAUCCGUUUCACUUUUAUUUUACUAUUCAAUAAACGUAUAAAUAAAUUGAUGUAACUAUAUAAAAAAAAAUUUUCAAUUUUAAUUUUUAAAUAAAAAAUAUUUUUCAUACUAAACAAAUUUGACUAUUUUGUUGAAGUACUUUCAUUCGAUUGAAUAUUUAUCAGCAGAACAUUAAAAAUAAAACAAGUCAAGGUAAAGUCAGUUAAAUGGGCAGAAUAAGAAAUAUGAUAAAAAUGACGCUGGGAAUCUUUAUCACUAUUAUAGUGAGUAGUCAAUCAAAUACAAUAAAAUUUGAAAAAUUACACAACUGGUCUUUUAUGAAGACUGAUACAAUAGAGAUUCAUAAUGGUGAAUUAAUAAGCGUGGAAAAUUAUCUCAAUAAUAUUGAGAGUAGUAAAGUGACAUUGAUUUAUAAUCAAUUAAUGAAAAAUCGAGUCUAUAAAUAUGUGUUUUUGCUUUCAUAUUAUAGUUUACUUGUCGUUUAUUGUGAGAAUUGCCAAACAAAUCUAGUACGUUGCUUAGUACAUGAUUUAAUAAAAGUCAUAGAUUCAUACAUGAGGGAUAUCUAUAAUCGUGUCCCAGAAUUAACCGACAUGCUAUUACAUCUAAAUUCGACCAAAUCAGAUAAAUACGCAUUUUUAUGUUUGUUUAAUUGCAUAGCAUCAAUAAUUGAAGAAACAUUCAACGACAAGCUUAUAUUAUCUAUUGACAAAAAGGAUUAUGUUAUAGACACAACAUUUAGUAGUUACGAAAACUUGAGAACACAUUAUAAAUGGGAUUUAUACCGUUCUGUACUUAGCUCUGAAUCAAAGAAACUAAGUUAUCCUCCUGAAAAUGAAACAUCAUUAGAAUGUCUUGUACCUGUUUUAGAUGAUCUUUACAACAAUAUCAAACAUGAAUAUUUUUCAUAACAAUACUAAUGUUCAUAUUAAACAAGAAAAGAAAUAAUAAUCCUAGCCAUUCAUUUAAAAUAAUUUUAUAUUAAAUGGUUCGCAAAAUUAUUUAUUGUUAUAACAUUAAAAUGAUAAAAUUAAUUUUAGAUGUGUAUUAAUUUAGUAAAAAUAUUAUUUUUGAAAAAUAUACAAUAUUAAAUAUUAAAGCCAAAAAAAUGUUAAUA
Messenger RNA from Daktulosphaira vitifoliae (grape phylloxera), 1123 nucleotides. RefSeq lists its product as uncharacterized. NCBI's taxonomy places the organism in Eukaryota, Metazoa, Arthropoda, Insecta, Hemiptera, Phylloxeridae. The transcript has 2 exons. The record is from RefSeq and is a predicted model, not a curated record. The coding region runs from base 213 to 917 and encodes 234 amino acids.